Molecule: messenger RNA, 7577 nt
Organism: Danio aesculapii
Lineage: Eukaryota; Metazoa; Chordata; Actinopteri; Cypriniformes; Danionidae
Gene: jph3b
Product: junctophilin 3b
Biological process (GO): regulation of synaptic plasticity
Cellular component (GO): junctional membrane complex; endoplasmic reticulum membrane; plasma membrane
Source: RefSeq, a predicted model, not a curated record
GAGAGAGAGAGAGAUGUCCAAGCAUAUGGGGGAAUAAGAUGACGACGGAGGUAAAGACAAUCAGCGUCACACAAAAAUCAUCCCAACAACGUGACUGAGUCAAGGAGGAGCAGAAGAAGGUAAAUCAGGAACGAUGCAUCUGGUUUUCCCACCUGCAAGCAAACCGAAGCACAGGAUUUUUAUACAGACCUGAAAAGAGAGCGGAGGGGAAAUUGGAGACAACGACAAAACAGUGCCCAGAUAAGGAAUUAAUCACAUCAGUUUGUUUGCGAUCAAGCUGUGCUCUCAUCCUGUUCUGGGGAAAGCGUGCGUAUAUAUGCAUGCGAUUGUGUGUGGAUAGAGACUGCAUUGCUGCUAGCUGACGGAGACUAAAGCUCACAGAAUCCAUCGCUCUCUUUUUUUUUUCUUGUUUUUCUUGCACUCUGUCUCCCUGUAUGGCAUCAGCAUGUCAGGUGGAUUUGGUACAACAGUGAGUGAGCUCCUGGCAAAGUGGAUGCAUUUGUGAAUGCUACCUGCCUGCUUCAUCUAUCGGCCAUCACUCUGAGGACUCGCAGGUUUCUAGGUGGAGUCUGGUGGUCUCCGCUACUGGGAGGAGAAGUGAAACAGCUCAAAGCCCCAGAGAGGGUGAGCGGGAGCGAGGGUAGGUGUGUGCUGGCACAGGGGCCCUCUGUGGAGGCAGGAACGAAGAGGGGGCCAGAGCAUCAGAACAUCAGAACCGAGAGAAUUGUUGCUGCGUUGGUAACAGUAGAACAAGGCGCAUGGCUGGCGUGGGCCCACUUUCGUUGAGAAGCAACUGCAGGAAAGCAACUUGUGAAUAGCUCCACUCCUGGAAGAGGAUGGUCUGAGAGGGCUCAAGCUGCUCCUGCCUAGUUUGACAGGAGGGGACUACUGCCCAAAAGGGCUCAUUCUUUGUUCUUUUAACUUUUUACAUUGUUUUUUUUUUAUCUUUUUGAUUUUUUUAAAGACCAUUUGAAGAAAGCAGAAGAAAGGGGCUUUUGUAUCCCCAGCUUUCUACCAUCACCCUGGCUCAAUUUCCAAGUAUAAUUUUGUUUGGGUAUUACUUCUUUUUCUUUUUCUUUUCUUUUUGAGAUUUGGGGUAUUUGCCAAAACCUAUUUCAUGCAUGUCCACUGGGGGCAGGUUCAACUUUGAUGAUGGGGGAUCAUACUGUGGAGGGUGGGAAGAGGGAAAGGCCCAUGGCCAUGGCAUCUGCACAGGACCCAAGGGCCAAGGCGAGUAUGCAGGUUCCUGGAGCCACGGUUUUGAGGUGGUCGGCAUCUAUACCUGGCCCAGUGGGAACACUUAUCAGGGGACAUGGGCACAAGGCAAGCGGCAUGGCAUUGGAGUUGAAAACAAGGGCAAGUGGGUUUAUAAGGGUGAGUGGACACAUGGAUUUAAGGGACGCUAUGGUGUGCGGGAAAGCACAGGAACCAGCGGCAAGUAUGAGGGCACGUGGAACAACGGCCUACAGGAUGGAUAUGGAACAGAGACAUACUCUGAUGGAGGUACAUACCAGGGCCAAUGGGUGGGCGGCAUGCGGCAUGGAUACGGUGUGCGGCAAAGCGUUCCGUACGGCAUGGCGGCCGUCAUCCGUUCACCUUUGCGUACCUCCAUAAACUCUCUACGCUCCGAGCACAGCAAUGGCACAGCUCUGCUGACCGGCGAUCGGGCGCCUGUGGCUGGUGUAGGAGGCAGCGGUGUCCUAGUAGUGGGCAGUCCAGCAGUGUCCCGCGGAGGCUUCGUUUUGACAGCCCACAGUGAGGCAGAGCUGUUGAAGAACAAAAAGAAGGGCCUGUUCCGUCGCUCACUCCUAAGUGGUCUCAAGCUGCGAAAAUCAGAGUCCAAGAGCUCGUUAGCCAGCCAGCGGAGCAAGCAGAGUUCCUUCCGCAGCGAGGCCGGAAUGAGUACGGUAAGCUCUGCAGCAUCCGAUAUCAACUCAACCAUCAGCCUAGGUGAAGGAGAAGGCGAACUGCCGGUGGGCGACGAUGACGUAGAUGCCACUACCACUGAAAGUUAUGCUGGCGAAUGGAAGAACGACAAGAGGACAGGCUGCGGGGUGAGCCGGCGUUCUGACGGACUGCAGUACCAGGGCGAGUGGUUGGGCAACAAGAGGCAUGGCUAUGGAUGCACGACUUUUCCUGAUGGUACCAAAGAGGAGGGCAAAUACAAACAGAACAUACUUGUCAGCGGAAAACGGAAGAACCUCAUCCCGCUACGUGCCAGCAAAAUCCGCGAGAAAGUGGACAGGGCGGUCGAAACGGCAGACAAAGCUGCUGACAUCGCAAAGCAGAAGGCAGAGAUUGCACUCUCAAGGACAGCUCACGCCAGAGGGAAAGCUGACGCCGCAACAGCAGCAGCACAGAAAGCCCAGGAAGAGUGCAGGUUGGCCCGGAUCACCGCCAAAGAGUUCUCCCCCUCUUUCCAGCACAGAGGAAACAGAGUGGAGUGCCAGCGACCCAAACAGCAGAACUCGAGUGAGAACGACGUGGAAGUUAUAUCCAGUGGGACUGCAGACAGUACUGAACUCUAUAUGAAAGGCUCCACACCUCCGGAACUAACCCCGGAUGUGAGUCCCACUCCCAGUCGGCCCUCUACGCCUCCUCGUAGCCCAACCACCAAAUCUUCCCACCGCACCAAAAAUGCCCGUUUCUUGCGACAGACUGCAGUGGACGAAGAGCGUGGGGGAACACAAGAGAUCCAGGUGCUGAUGGAAGGGAGAGGUGGUGGUGGUUCAGGUGGAGGUGGAGAUUACCUGAGGGCUAACAGCUGGAGUGAGGAAAAGCGUCCCUCCCGUGGGGGGAGCAGUAGAGGUGGUAGUCGGGGUAGCAGCCGCUCUACAACCCCUUCAGUACAGGACGAGGUACGGGUUGGAGCGGCACGGGCCAAUGGCCACAAGCACUCUUCUAAUCAUAAGCCUCGAGACCACAGUUCCUCCAAUCACAAAACCCCAAGGGAAAGACGGCCAGAUGGGCCUUCGGCUUCCUGGACGUCUCAGCGAGUACAUGGGGACAGUUUGGCUCACUCCCGUCUCCUUGAGCAGGAUGAGGAAAAACUGAGCAAUUAUGAAAUGGAGAUGAGGCCGUUACAGCCAAUGGACUCCCAUAACUCCCAGAAGCCCUAUGGGCAUGGUGAGGAGCGGCAUGGUCACUCAGAGUCCCGUGCACAUACGUUACAGCGACGGGGCAAGAACCGUGAUCGGGAGCGGGAUGUCCGGGAUGCUUCGGGUCCCAGGGACACCCGGGAGGGGCCAGCUCUGGACUCAGUGCAAAAAUUGGACAGUCUACGAGUGGGGGAAAAGCUAGAGGCUCGGCCCCUCCGCAGGGACCUAACACUCUCACCCCCACAGAAAUCCCCACCUAUUGCACUAGAGCACGAUGACGAGAGUCAGUCUCAGCUCAAAGUGAACUCGGGCUCCAACUCGAUUCUGGUAGUCAUGGUGAUUUUGCUCAACAUUGGAGUCGCCAUUUUGUUUGUUCAUUUUUUUAUUUAAACUCUGCAUUGCCUAUCAGUUCCUCUUCUCCGACUACACUAUUACCGAAGUGUCAUCACAACCGAUCUGGUCCCAGCUCGUAUUUUUUUAAAACAGAGACCACUGUACUUCCAUUGAAGUUACAGCAUGUCAACAGGAGGUCUGAGGAAGGCAACAACACAAAAACUGGGCUCAGCGGUUCCGUCUGCUUUCCUGUCUCCAAAGAGCUCAUUUUGGUAUCUUAAUUUGAUUUUCUUUUCUAAAUCUGAAAUAGUUACAAGCAUCCUUUUGAACUUCUAGUUUUAUCCUAUGUAUUCACUCACUCAUUAAUGCUGUUAUGAAUUGAUAUACUUGUUUCUCUUUUUUUAUUUCAUAUUCCUUACUUGCCUUUUUCUUGACGAUGCUGGUGGCUUUUGUUUGUUUGUUUCAUUUGGGUUUGGUUUGUAUUUGGGCGUUGGACUCAUUUGAAUGGUGGCUUUGGUGAGGGAGGGUGUGCAAGGUGGCGUAAGGGUGAAGGGCGACCACCAUCAACAUCUUUUCGGGUGACGGCAGCGUUACACAGCUAUGAUGUCAACAAGGUUCAAAGUGAUGGGAAACGGCCCCUGUCUAACCCCACCCGCCUCCCUCGCGCACCACUCCUAAGCAUUGCUUAUGUUUCUUCAUCAUGUCCUUGUUUUUGUCACUCAUCAGAAUAACUCACCAAGCGCUCCCAUCAUUACACCUCCAUCUACCUUCUGUGUGGUACGUCAAAUACCAGUAGACCCCAGAAUGUCAUGGUGGGCCUAAAUUGAGACACUUUAAUCCCAUUGGACCUAAAAUAAGGCCGCAAAGCUUUGUCGACACACCUUUGAAUUCGCCUAAAAAUGUUGCACAUGUCGAAAAUAAAUAGGCUCAACAAGCACAACCACACCAAAGUGGGUUAGUAAAAGUUCAAGUCUGGUAAUCACAGAAACACAGCGCCACCAGCGUUUCAGCAUCUGCAACAUUUGCACCCGGGCGAAUCUGACCCAUAUGCAUUUGGAAAAAUUCCCAGAUCCAGAAGUUCUAAGAUCUGAAAGGGCUUCAUCAUUAAUCUUGCUCCAAAUGAAACUUUUUUUUUCCUACCGAAUAAAUCAUAACACCGUUUGACUCAUUUAUCUUUUCAUAAACGGGUUCUGCAUGUAAGAUUGUAUACUGUACAUUCAAUACAACGUAGCAUGGGUUGCACUUUCCUUUGAGCAUUUUAUGUUCUUUAAACAUUCUUUAAAUGUUGUAUGAGGGCUAGCACAUGACAUUCUGUGAGGUCAUCAUCAUUAUGAACUUCUUAAUGACCGCCCCCCCUACUCUCUUUGAUGAAAUUACAAGAAUGUGCGAGCUCCUGCCAACCUCACCAUGCACACCUGAAAGCCACAUGCUGCGCGAGAUGCUGGCGUUCCCGACCAGACAUUCAAGAGACUGUUAACAUUUUGUUCCCAACUGCUGCUUUCGAAAAACAAAUAUUUAUUGAUAAAAAGAAAAAAAAAGUAACUUUUUUAGCUAUUUGCAAGACGUCUGAAAAAUGCCGACUGCCUUGUUUUUCUAAAAGUAAAAGAAAAAAAAAACACAAAGUUGCAUGCUAACGUAUGUUUUAGUUUUGUACAGAUUACAUUAUUGAUAACAUUAUUGAGGAAAAAAAACGUACGGAAAAGUGUGCUAGUGGUUUUGGUCAAAAAUUGACUUCAUUCGGACUUAAAAUGUUCAACACACACACUCAUGUAAAUCUGUAGGUAUUGUUGAUCUCAGAUGUAUGAUCAGAUUUGUGUGAUCAAACUCGCCUUAGACAUCGAUGCAUUAAGGCACACAAAAUCUAAACUACUUCCAGACUUUCUUGCCCCUUGGUUAAGGUCACGUUCUUUAGGCAUGGAUGUCACCCAAGUAAAAAUCACAUUCCAGCGCCUAAUAGACUCCCUUGUGGGCCCUUUAAAGCCUCUUGACCAUAUGCACUCUGGCCCCGCCAUUUUCUAAGCCCCUGAUAUGAUUUUUAGGAGAUGUGUGUGUCACAUUAUUUAAUGGUCCACCCGCAUACAAAGCAGUCUUGCCACCAAACCCCUUGCGGAAAGAACAAACCUUCAAGACUAAAAUUGUAAUAACGAGCAUGCAUUAAGAUAAAUUAAAUGCUGAACUGUCCAAAGAAUCAAAAGUAGGACUCUUGAUGACUAAAGAGCACACUCUGGUAUGAGUGAUUUAUUGAUUGCAUAUUGGACAGUUACCCCUAAACAAUGCUGAGCAGGGCUGCCCUUUGCCACCAAUUCUGUUUAUAAUUUUAUGGACAGAAUUUCAAAGCACAGCCUUGGGUUGGAGGGGGUUCGGUUCGGAGACCACAGGAUUUCAUUUCUGUUAUUCGCAGACAAUGUUGUUCUGUUGGCUUAAUCGAACAUGGACCUUCAGCAUGCACUAGGGCAUUUUGCUGCCAAGUGUGAUGCAGCUGGGAUGAGAAUCAGCACCUCCAAGUCCGAGGCCAUGGUGCUCCACCGGAAAAAGAUGGUGGACAAGUCCUUACCCCAGGUGGAGUAAGUAUCUUGGGGUUUUGUUCACGAGUGAGGGAAGGAUGGAACAUAAGCAUGACAGGUGGAUUGGUGCAGCGGCAGCAGCAAUGCAGUUGAUGUAUCGGUCCAUUGUCUUAAAGAAGGAGCUGAGCUGAAAGGCAAAUCUCUUGAUUUACCGGUCAAUCUAAGUUCCUAGUCUCACCUAUGGUCAUGAGCUUUGGGUCAUGUCCGAAAUGACACGAUCUCAGAUAUAGGUGGCCGAAAUUAGUUUUCCUUUUCCUUCGCAGGGUGACAGGGCGCACCAUUAUAGAUAGGGUGAGGAGCUCUGUCACCCGGGAGAAACUCAGAGUAGAGCCGCUGCUCCUCCACAUCGAGAGAAGUCAGCUGAGGUGGCUCGGGCAUCUGUUUCGGAUGUCUUCUGGACGCCUACCUAGGGAGGUGUUCCAGACAUGUCCCACCAGGAGGAGGCCUCAUGGAAGACCCUGUAAAUGCUAGAGGAACUAUGUUUCUCGACUGGCCUGGGAACACCUCGGGAUCCCCCAGAAGAGCUGGAGGAAGUGUCUGGGAAGAGGGAAGUCUGGGGUUUUCUCCUAAGACUGCUGCCCCCUCAACCCGGGCCCGGAAAAGCGGAUGAACAUAAAAUGAAAUGAAAAAAAAUGAAAUAACUAUGAUUGGUUGUUUUACAUGUCGAUCAGACAACCUUUAGGGACCAUCUGCCAUUAGUCUGGCUUUGAGAGUGAGGUUCAACCCUAAAACUGACCCAUGAAGAAAUUCUACGAAAACACAAAUGAGAUGUACAUAUUCAAGCAGUUCCCCAACAUGCUUACAAACUAUCAUAAGAGUGUGUUGAAGUAUUUUACCUUAUUGGCCAGCUCCAUGAUCCACAGUGGAAUAGGUCUGAUCGGGCAUGCCAAUGAUAAACCCGAGGUCUUGAAAUCCAAUGGCCUUUCCGUCCCAAAAUCGAAACUAAAACAAAUCAAAGAGAGGUGUUUUGUUUAUUUUUUUAUAGCCAGCUAACAGAACGCAAAGACUGAGAUGUUUUUAUAGCAUGUGUGUAUGGGCUUGUACUCUUCCCCCCCUUGAGUCUGUCCUCCUUGCAAUGAUUCAUUCACAGUUUGUGUACUCUCUCUAUCCCUCUUUCUCACCCACCUCCCUUCCUUCCCCAUAUUUCUCCGUUUCUCUAUCCAGCCGAAAAAGAAAACUAAAAGACCAAAAAAUGUAAUAGAACAACUAUUCUGAUGUAAAAAGAUGCAAGCUUUGGGGGCCAAAUGUAUGAAGUCGUACAUUUGCUCACCUUGACUUGAGUCCUUGGGUUGGUCCAGGAAGUUUGCAACUCGCUGACUGGCUCACUUUGAUACCACAACGGCUGUAUGUGACGGGGAUGGUGGGAUUCCAAAGGGUCUUUAAAGCAGGAGGCUUCUGCAGUUGACCCGCACCGCCGGCUCUUGUACCGUUUGACCUGGAUGUAUCCGUCACCCUCUGCGCCUAUAGCAUGCCCAAGCAUGCCCAGUUCUUUUAUCUCUCUCUUUCUCUCUCUUUCUCUGUCAUUCAGUUCUUUACUUUUCCUGGGGGUCUGUUUCUUUUUUGAGUUAUAUGGAGAAAAUAA